Molecule: messenger RNA, 1536 nt
Organism: Ruditapes philippinarum (Manila clam)
Lineage: Eukaryota; Metazoa; Mollusca; Bivalvia; Venerida; Veneridae
Exons: 3
Coding region: 1-1536 (511 amino acids)
Biological process (GO): DNA integration
Molecular function (GO): nucleic acid binding
Source: RefSeq, a predicted model, not a curated record
AUGGAACGUGCCAUGGGUGACCUGCUUUUGCGUGAAUGUCUUGUUUUUGUUGAUGAAAUUUUGGUCUUUUCUGAAACUUUUGAGGAGCAUAUUGUUAGGCUUGAAAAUGUUUUUCAACGUUUAUCUUCUCAUGGUCUUAAACUUAAAGGCUCUAAGUGUGAAUUUUUCAAAACGUCCGUUUCUUAUCUAGGGCAUGUUAUCUCUGAGAAUGGUAUUUCUACUGAUCCCGAGAAAACUUCUGCUAUUUCUUCUUGGCCAGUGCCUAAGAACAUUGCUGAAUUAAGGACAUUUCUUGGAACUGCAGGUUUUUACAGGAGAUUUAUUAAGGAUUAUUCCAAGUUGGCCAAAACCCUUAAUGACUUACUUGAGGGUCAUGGUAAUUCUCCCAAAUCUAAGUCCAAGCGUUCUAGAAAGACUGCUACAUGGGUAUGGGGUGAUGCCCAGCAAUCUUCUUUUGAUAUUCUUAAGGAAAAACUUACUUCUCCUCCUGUUCUUGCUUUUGCUGACUUCAGUAAACCCUUUAAAGUCCAUAUCGACUCGAGUGGGUCUGGAUUAGGGGCCGUGUUACUUCAAGAGCAGGAUGGCAAACAGAAUCAAGAUUGUGAUGGGCUAUCUCGCCGACCACAACUUUUCAGCGAUGCUGUCAAGGCAGUGUGCUUUGCUGCUUCUGUCUCUCUUUCUUCUGCUGAAUGUUGCUCAGGAGAUGAGGUCCCUCAUAUGGCCAAUGAGGAAUCUUUACCUUCUGAAGCUGCAGUCAGACCAGUGGAUUGGGCGGUUGCAAAAGUUGCAGAAUUGGUUCCAAUCAAGACUUCAAGACCCAUGCAACUUGUGUGUAUGGAUUUCUUGAAGCUGGAGAAGUCCAAAGGAGGGUAUGAGGACGUCUUGGUCAUUACCGACCAUUUUACCAGAUAUGCCAAGGCUAUUCCUUGCCGUAAUCAAAAGGCGACUACUACUGCUCGUGCCUUAUAUGAACAUUUUAUUGUCCACUAUUCUUUUCCAGAGCAGCUGCAUUCUGACCAGGGGCGGAAUUUUGGAAGUCGAGUCAUCAAGGAACUUUGCAAAAUUGCAAAUGUUCGAAAGACAAGAACCACUCCUUUCCACCCUAUGGGGAAUCCAUCAGCUGAACGAUUUAAUCGGACCCUUCUCAGAAUGUUAGGUACUCUGGCAGAAGAUCAUAAAUUUAAGUGGGCAGAUUUUGUUCCUUCUCUUGUUCAGGCUUAUAACGCCACCAAGAACUCUUCUACAGGUGUUUCUCCUCACUUUCUUAUGUUUGGAUGGCAUCCCCGUCUUUCUGUUGAUGCAUAUCUUGGUACUUUUCCUUCUAACUCUGAAAAUCUUUCUCCUACUACUUAUGUUUCUCGUUUGAAGGAACGCCUUCAAUAUGCUUAUCGGUUAGCUGGUGAUGUCGCCAAGAAGCGGGCUGAUCAAAACAAGAAGCAAUAUGACCGUAGAGUUCGCGAGAACAAAUUGGGUUGUAGGCGAUAUUGUUUUGGUCCGAAAAGUCAAUCUUCAAGGGCGACAGAAGCUGGCAGAUAA